Molecule: messenger RNA, 5765 nt
Organism: Lethenteron reissneri (Far Eastern brook lamprey)
Lineage: Eukaryota; Metazoa; Chordata; Hyperoartia; Petromyzontiformes; Petromyzontidae
Product: MAP kinase-interacting serine/threonine-protein kinase 1-like
Biological process (GO): protein phosphorylation
Molecular function (GO): protein kinase activity; ATP binding
Source: RefSeq, a predicted model, not a curated record
CAGUGUUUUGGUGGUGGCAGAAAUUGGUGUUGAACAGAGUCACGAAAGUUUCAAAUCAAGAAUCGUGACGAGGUCCUCGUGACGGGGAUCCCCCAUAUCCCGAGGUCGCCCUGUGACGUCACACGCGGGGGAGAGAGAGGCGGGGCCACGGAGCGGGCGGAGCCCAGAAGUGGGGCGGGGCUCGGAGGUUAACCCCCCCCCCCCCGACAGCUCCCGAUCCUAUUGGCCAACGCUCACAUCGCGUGCAGCCGGCGGACCAAUCGCGCGCGCGUUUAAAAGAGAGCGAGCGCGCGCGCGGCAAUGUCCGGAAGCGCUCGCGCGCCCCUCGAACCGAUUCAGAUCCCCAAGGCCAAUGGGCUCAAGUCCUCCAUGCUGGGGCCAAGGGAUCUGGGACCACUGGAGGGGUCGGAAACCAUUCAUGCUGGACUUGAAGCGCAAAUGGAAAAUUCUGCUGAUAUGACGGACUCAAAGAAGCGCCGCAAAAAGAAAAGGCGGUCGCAUUUCAAGGAGGCGCGUAAAGACAGCUUUUCAGAUGUGUACCAUGUGACUGGAGAGGUCCUGGGUCAAGGGUCAUAUGCGCGUGUGGAGUGCUGCGUGUCCCUUCUCAAUGGCAAGGAGUUUGCCGCCAAGAUCAUCCAGAAGUGUCAAGGACAGAGGCGGGAUCGAGUUUUCCGCGAGGUGGAAAUGCUCUACCAGUGCCAAGGCCAUAGGAACAUCUUAGAGCUGGUUGAGUUCUUUGAGGAUGAGAAAGCAUUCUACUUGGUGUUUGAGAAGAUGCAUGGAGGUUCAAUACUGACUCACAUCCAGAUGCGGAAGCAUUUCAACGAGAAGGAAGCCAGCCGGGUUGUGCAAGAUAUUGCGACCGCCCUUCACUUCCUGCACAACAAAGGAAUCGCUCACCGAGAUCUCAAGCCUGAAAACAUCCUGUGCGAGUUUGCCGACCAGGUGACCCCAGUGCGGAUUUGUGACUUUGAUCUUGGCAGCGGAGUGCCGGUCGGCAGCACGCCCAUCUCCACACCAGAGCUGGCCACACCGUGCGGCUCCGCCGAGUACAUGGCCCCCGAGGUGGUCGAAGCCUUUAACGAGGAGGAGGCUUCCUUCUACGACAAACGCUGCGACCUCUGGAGCCUGGGCGUCAUCACGUACAUCCUGCUCAGCGGUUACCCUCCCUUCGUGGGCAACUGCGGUGGGAAGUGUGGCUGGGACAGCGGGCAGCCCUGCUCGCCUUGCCAGAAAAUGCUAUUUGCACGGAUCCAGGAGGGUCACUACGAGUUCCCGGAGAAGGACUGGGCGGGCGUGUCAGUCCAUGCCAAGGACUUGAUCUCCAAGCUGCUGGUGCGCAACGCCAAACAGAGGCUGAGUGCAGCGCAGGUGCUGGAUCAUCCCUGGCUGAGAGGGAAUGCCCUCGAGAACACGUUGUUAACGCCGCAGCUGCUACAACGGAAGAGCAGCGUCACCGGCCUCACGCAGUUUGCAGCGGAGGCCGUGGCGUUCAAGCGGCAGAUCUCGCAGAAGGACGAGCACGGGCACGGGGAGGAAGGGGCGGCGCUGGUGGACAUCGCGGAGUUCGCCGCGGCCGCGGAGUUCGCCCCGGCCACGGAGGAUUGCCGGCCCCUCGCCAGUCAGCUGCACUCCAUGCGCCUCUCGCCACCGGCCCGCUCGCGGUUGGCGCGACGCAGAGCCAACGGCGGCCGUUCUCCGGUCAAGCAGGUGGAGGGGGGGCAGCCGCGGGCCGCCCUGGCCGGCGACGCGGACCGCACGGCCGCGGCGGUGUAAGUUUGUUUUUGGGAUCGGGGCCACGUGCGCCGUUUGUCCCGUGGCGAGGCCGGUCAAAGCGAUCCGGGCAAGAGCAACGAUGAGACCGUUACGUGUGCCGUGUGUACGUUGAACUUCUUUCGCACCGUACGUAGCCAACCGUGCGAAUCGGAGGUGCGGGGGAAGGACAACAAACUAAACACUGACCUCUCGGUUUUGCAUAGAGCCACACAUACAAAGACUCCUAAAAAUAGACCCCCCCCCCCUCAUAUAACCUAUAUAUAUACACACAGGGGCACAGGAAGACAUACACAUGAAUUGCACACAUGGACAUGACAUUACAAAGACACACCAUGAUAAACGUCUCAGUUCGAAACACACGAAUAGAAAGAUACAAACGAUAUCCACACACUUGACAUACAUGAGAUACACGAAGUCCUCUACCCCCCGUAUAGGCUUAGCAGACUUUGGAGGCAAGUGCUGUUAGCGAGCACCUAUAAAGGCCAGCACGGCACACGAAGGAGUGGGUGGUCAGCACCACGCCCGACCGCCUUUUUCUCCCCAGUGGCGAUGUUUACACACCUCACCAGGUACUCAUUUGAGGCCGAGUCGAACUAGCAAACGCUCAAUACUGGUUCAGAUAAUCAUCACGGGUGGUCAGGUGUGAGCGGGAAUCGAACGCGGGUUUCGUAGGGCAGCGCGCUAACCACUGCACUACCGCGACCCGUGACAUACACACAUUACGGGAUUAUCACAGUGGGUUAAGUUGCUGCUCGUUAACGUUUCUGAAAGGAUAGCAUAGCUUAGGGAGUGGGUGGCGUGUCCAUAACCAAGCACGACCGCCUUUGUUUUCCCAGUGCUGAUGUUUACACAAUCCACCUGGUACACAUAUAAUGCUGAGUCAUCCUAAGGGAGGCCGUUUUACAUAUCACUCGCUAUGAAUGUUACUCAUGGCUAGGAAUCGGGCCCAGUAUUCAGGUUCAAAGUGCAGUUGACUAACCACUCGGCCUCAAUUCCCCACAAGCGCACACAACAACACCCGCAUGGACGUAACAUAACCUCAACACUCUGAUAAGCCAAACUUGUUUACACGACGGAAAGAUCGCCCUAUCGCCAUACAGACUGUUGGGACUCGUGCUCAUAGCGUACAACUAUUAAGGCCAGUGUAGAUGUUUACGCACAAUUGUAUGUCUCAUUAGAGGCCGAUUCGAGCUGGGAAGUUCAGAUGACUGGCACUCAUUGAAGACAUGGUUGGUCAUUAAACUCAGGUCUGGCGCGUUCUUAGUGCAGUACGCUCAACACUACGCCGCUAUUUCCUGUUUACAUUCACACACACACACAACAACAGCUAAUAUUCCUCACUAAGUCAUGGUGAUAUCACGACAGGGCUUAUGCCAGGCUAGGUGCACUUUGAGGCCACGUGAAGUACUCUGGUUCUUUCGGUAAAGUCACGUAGUUAGAAAUAAAAUAAAACAAAUCACGACGUUUCGAUCGCAACACAAGCGGUCGUCAUCAGACAGUCACGAAAGCUUCAAAUCAAGAUUGAGCCACGUGAAGUGUCAAAGGCAUGGUGGCAGGUUGUGGAACAGGCACAGGUUACCGGUUCACUUGGAGAUGACCGGCAGAUGCACCGCCUCUCCCCUCCCCAAUGUGCCACCUUGCUUUGUUUUAGCCACCCAGUGCUCUUCUCGUUGUGAGCUUCACUCCUUCUUCACCUUCCAUCGCUGGAGGGGAGGCAUCAAUUCGUGAUAUUUCUCCGCAGAGGCCGAUCGUCAACGACACGCCUAUACCGGAGUGUCGUUUCACAAGCGUAGAGAAGAGGUGGCUUUGAUUGUGGCGGAGAGACCUUAAUUUUUGUGUGGAGCAACAGGCGCCAGGUAGCUUCCGUGUAGCGUGACACAGCCGAUGAAAAGAGAACUCUUCUUUCUGUAAUUAUUGGGAGUGAGACCACUGCUGCCAAACUGCAAGUGGCCAUUUGCACAACGCCACUCGUGGUCCAGCGAUGUCGCCCUCUCACCGACACUUGAUGUGGAUGGAUUGUAAACUACUCGUGCGGGUGCUUUGUUGGGACUGAUUGUAAUCCCCCCACAUUUGUGUGGCAAGCUCCAGCUCUCAGAGCAGCAGCAGCAGCAGCAGCCUCCAAUUCCUUCGAGGAGGCAGCCGUGAGCAGGUCAUCGGCAUACGUAGCGCGAUUGAUCAGUGUAUGGGUACUGCACACUCGAGACUCGCAUGACUUGCACACCUAUACACUUGACACCACUGAGACAUUGUUAAACCUCUUGAUUCUAUACACGCACAUGCAACGACAUACAGCAUUGGAUACACACACAUGAAUUUCACAUGCAUGUACUUGUAAUAUACAUAAACAAGAAAAAUAUUUCUCUGUAUAGCCUCCAUAGAUUGUUAGGAGGACAAUGCUCUGAGUGAGUGCCUAUGUAGGCCAGUAGGACUCAUGUGGUGGUGUGGCCAGUCCCCGGCCGCCUUUGUCUCCCCAGUCUUUGUGUACACACCUCGCGAGGUAUUCAUUUAAGGCUGGGUUGAUCCUCGUUGGGUCUUUCGGUAAAGUCACUUAGAAUGGUUCAAAGAAAAUAUCAAAUAACAGAAGAGACCCAGUACCGCUUCAGAUGUCACAACAACCGCUGUUUGCCACUAAGUGGUGUGGACGUGCUGUGUGUGUGUGUGUGUUGAGGUCACUUGGAUAUCACAAGCAUGCACGGUUAUGUGUACAUCCAAAGGAAUGAACAGGGAAUUGUGGGAAAUAUAUAUUUAAAAUAAUUACGGAUGACAUUUUAAUGGGUGCUAACUGGAAUAAACGUUGUGUUUUUAGCUGCAGGAACACUCAAUGGGGCUGCUGUAUAAAGCGUAUCAUAGCCUACGUGAGACAUGUUUAAAUACAGGUAAAUAAGUGCAAUAUUGCAUGGUUUGGUUUCUGAAUAUGUAAAAAUUAUAUUUACUAUUUAGCCAGGAUUUAGCCGCCAAGCCGAACAAAUGUAGGUACACACUAAAUGUUGUCUUACUGUAAUCGUAUUGGCGUUAAAUCCGACCGACUUUCCAAUUGAAAUACAGACAUUUAGUGUAGCCUGAUGUAAUAAAAUCCCUUUUAAGUAUCAGCACAGCCUGAUGCUUUGAUCUUGCGAUGCUGUAAUGAGGUUACGGUGAUUAUCGGUAGGCGGUGGAAACGGGAAGAUUACAAUGAGGAAGAAUAAGAAACAUGGUUAUCUAGGUCAUGUUAUCACUCAACAGUUUAUCACCUUGCUGCUGUGAAGAUGAGCAUAUCAUAAAAAAAAUUACUCAAUGUACCCCAUCGUGUUUCAUCUCAGAAGCGAAGUUGGAUUUCGUCUGGUUGUUACCCGAAUGAGUAACUACAAAGGUUUGCCAGGUGCUGUCGGGUUGAGGCUACGAGAGGGUUUGGAGAUGGCAGUGUUGUCAGCCCCGUGCAUGCAUAGCGGGUUUCUGCCACAUACAAUACACUCGGUAAUGAAUUGGCAAAGCUUUCUAAUACAGGAUCCUUCUGAAAAAAAGACUUAAAGACUCAGCGAGGCCGUUCUGACAAAAUAAUUGGCAUUUUUAUUAUUCAAUGUCAUGCAUUCUUAAGGUGCUGAUACUCGUAUAACUUCAGGUGAUUCAAAAUAUUUGCACUUUUUUUUCCUUCGUGAAUGGUUUUCAAUACAAAAAUGUUCUAUCAUUAAAAUGCUGUAAUGGUUUGCACAAUCGCGUUUAAUUAGUUUGUCUGCAUAGCAUGGCUUUUAUUACAUACCAAUAGGCCUGUUAACAUUCCAGUGAGCUGCAUGUCUUAUGGAUUAUUUAAAUGAAUAUUAACGGCACGAAAGACGAACAAAUUGUGGUUGUAAUGCUGUGAGGGUCCUUCACAAAUAGAGAGCUUCAGUCACAUUGGGAGUUGAAAAGUCUGAAUUCAUCCGCGCCGUGUUUACAGCCUCGCUCGUUGGCAUGUCCUCCAUCCUGUGUGUGUGUGUUCGCAUCUUCGAAGCUCAUUAAAGAAGAUAUUGGAG